GGGGAGGCGGCGGCAGCGGCAGCGGCGGGGGCAACCCGGGCAGCCCGAGCCCCGCGGCCUGGGCCUGCGCUCGGCGCCAUGAGCGGUGGCGCGCCUUCGGGGGGCGGCCCUGGGGGCUCGGGCCGGGCGCGGACCAGCUCAUUCGCGGAGCCAGGCGGCGGCGGCGGCGGCGGCGGUGGCGGCCCCGGGGGUUCGGCCUCUGGCCCAGGCGGCAGCGGCGGCGGGAAGACGUCAGUCGGAGCCAUGGGCGGGGGCGUGGGGGCCUCGAGCUCCGGGGGUGGUCCCAGCGGCAGCGGCGGAGGAGGCAGCGGCGGCCCCGGCGCGGGCACCAGCUUCCCGCCGCCCGGAGUGAAGCUGGGCCGUGACAGUGGGAAGGUGACCACAGUGGUAGCCACUCUAGGCCAAGGCCCAGAGCGCUCCCAGGAGGUGGCUUACACAGACAUCAAAGUGAUUGGCAGUGGCUCAUUUGGGGUCGUGUACCAGGCACGGCUGGCAGACACGAGGGAAUUGGUGGCCAUCAAGAAGGUUCUCCAGGACAAGAGGUUCAAGAACCGAGAGCUGCAGAUUAUGCGUAAGCUGGACCACUGCAAUAUCGUGAGGCUGAGAUACUUUUUCUACUCCAGUGGGGAGAAGAAAGACGAGCUUUAUCUAAAUCUGGUGCUGGAAUAUGUGCCCGAGACGGUGUACCGGGUGGCCCGCCAUUUUACCAAGGCCAAGUUGACCAUCCCUAUCAUCUAUGUCAAGGUGUACAUGUACCAGCUCUUCCGGAGCUUGGCCUACAUCCACUCCCAGGGUGUGUGUCACCGCGACAUCAAGCCCCAGAACCUGCUGGUGGACCCUGACACUGCUGUCCUCAAGCUCUGCGAUUUUGGCAGUGCAAAGCAGCUGGUCCGAGGAGAGCCCAACGUCUCCUACAUCUGUUCUCGCUACUACCGGGCCCCAGAGCUGAUCUUCGGAGCCACUGAUUACACCUCGUCCAUCGAUGUGUGGUCAGCUGGCUGCGUACUGGCCGAGCUCCUCCUGGGCCAGCCCAUCUUCCCUGGGGACAGUGGGGUAGACCAGCUGGUGGAGAUCAUCAAGGUGCUGGGAACACCAACCCGGGAACAGAUUCGAGAGAUGAACCCCAACUACACGGAGUUCAAGUUCCCCCAGAUUAAAGCUCACCCCUGGACAAAGGUAUUCAAAUCCCGAACGCCACCUGAGGCCAUCGCGCUCUGCUCUAGCCUGCUGGAGUACACACCGUCCUCAAGGCUCUCCCCGCUGGAAGCCUGUGCCCACAGCUUCUUUGAUGAACUGCGAUGUCCUGGAACCCAGCUCCCCAACAACCGCCCGCUUCCCCCUCUCUUCAAUUUCAGUCCUGGCGAACUCACCAUCCAACCAUCUCUCAACGCCAUUCUCAUCCCUCCUCACUUGAGAUCCCCGGCGGGCACUGCCUCCCUUACCCCAUCCUCACAAGCUUUAAGUGAGGCUCAGACCGGCCCAGACUGGCAGUCGACCGAUGCCACAGCUCCCCUCACUAACUCUUCCUGAGGGCGCCACCAACUACCCUUCCAUCUGGGAGCCCCCAGUGGGGCUGGGAAGGGGGGCCAUAGCCUGUCAAGCUCCUGCCCUGACCGGGCCCCUAGACUAGAGGGCAGAGGUAAAUGAGUCCCUAUCCCCACCUCCAGUCCCUCCCUCACCAGCCUCACCCCUGUGGUGGGCUUUUUAAGAGGAUUUUAACUGGUUGUGGGGAGGGAAGAGAAGGAAGGACCGGGGAUUUGGGGGGGGGGCGGCAUGAGGACCUCCUACCCCCUCAGCUCCCUCCCCUCCCCCCAGGUCUCCACCUCCUCCAACCCCCCUCCCCUCCUGUAUCCCUUGUAAAUAGAACCAGACCAGCCCUUCUCCUCCUCUUCCCUUCCCUGGCCCCCGGGUGUAAAUAGAUUGUUAUAAUUUUUUUCUUAAAGAAAAUGUCGAUUCGCACCGUCCAAACCGGCCCUUUCCCCUCCAACAGCUGUGUCCCCCCGUCCUGUCCUCUGCCCCUAAGGCCUCCUCCCUCCUCUCCCCAUCCUGGAGGGCAGGGGCAGUGGGGGAGCCCCUGAUGUCUUAGUUUCCACAGUAAGGUUUGCCUGUGUACAGACCUCCGUUCAAUAAAUUAUUGGCAUGAAAACCUG
Molecule: messenger RNA, 2150 nt
Organism: Globicephala melas (long-finned pilot whale)
Lineage: Eukaryota; Metazoa; Chordata; Mammalia; Artiodactyla; Delphinidae
Gene: GSK3A
Product: glycogen synthase kinase 3 alpha
Biological process (GO): insulin receptor signaling pathway; extrinsic apoptotic signaling pathway in absence of ligand; regulation of neuron projection development
Cellular component (GO): cytosol; cytoplasm; axon
Molecular function (GO): ATP binding; protein serine/threonine kinase activity
Source: RefSeq, a predicted model, not a curated record